AUGGAGGACCUCAUGACUUAUGAGGACGAUGAUGGAAUUGUUAGAUUGCUACCCGGGUAUAAGUUUGAUCCCACUGAUGAAGUUCUUGUGGAUUUUUACUUGAAGAGAAGAGUCUUUGGUCAGCCUCUUCCUUUUGAAAUUAUUCCAGAUUUUGAUGUGUUUCAGAUUGAGCCUUGGGGUCUUCCAGGAGGAGAUGGAAAGAUUUUCAAUCAACGCAAGUGCUUCUUCCACAACAUAGGUGGUCGUGACCUUGAAAGCCUUGACAUAAGAGUUGCUGGGAGUGGUGAGUGGAGAGCUACGAAGAAGGGGAAAAAUGUUCAUAUACAUCAAAACAAUGAGGUGGUUGGGAAGAAGAACACCCUGCAUUUCUGGGAAGUGCAAGGAUCCUGUGCUAGAAGAACUGAAUGGAUGAUGCAUGAGUUCCGCCUUGCAUCAAUAGCUAACCCAUCUAAGGUGACAAAGUGGGCCGUGUACCGCAUUUUUCAGAAUAAGGAUCUAAAGAAGGUCACGAAUUCAAAUAAGUAUAAUCAGGAUAGCUACAAUGAUGUGGAGGGAUGA
Lotus japonicus is the source of this 558-nucleotide messenger RNA. Its product is annotated as NAC domain-containing protein 83-like. Gene Ontology annotation, molecular function: DNA binding. Gene Ontology annotation, biological process: regulation of DNA-templated transcription. NCBI's taxonomy places the organism in Eukaryota, Viridiplantae, Streptophyta, Magnoliopsida, Fabales, Fabaceae. The transcript has 3 exons. The record is from RefSeq and is a predicted model, not a curated record. Bases 1 to 558 code for a protein of 185 amino acids.